GGGUGAAUGCCGACCUUAUCACCGGGGGGCCAAGCCUGUUUGGGGUCCCCCGCACAGCGGCCGCAGUCGGGAUAACGACUGCCGAAUCGGUGCGAACAAUGGCGCAGUGGGUUAGGGUUCUAGCCGUACUUGGCUGCCCAUGCCGUCCGCCCGCCCCGAGUCAUCCACGACGUCUCCCGUACAACCCGGCCCCGUGUCAACUGAUCCGAUCACCGCAGCCAAGUGCACCGUUGAUCUUUUGAAUCAUUUGAAUAUUCAAGCUACUAGUCAAUCCGUGGGGAACAGUAAGCUCAAAGCAAAAUGGGAAGCACCCUUAUAGCAACAUCGGGCGCGGACUUCUCCGCGCCCCCCGUUCAGGUCACAUUCGAUGGCCUCCUGUUCGACAUGGAUGGCACCAUCAUUGACUCUACCGCUGCUGUUGAGAAGCACUGGGAGGCCAUCGGUAAGGAGAUCGGGCACUCGCCCGAGGUCAUCCUCCAGACCUCCCAUGGCAGAAGAACCAUUGAUAUGCUCAAAGAACUUGCCCCGGAAAAGGCAACUUGGGAGUACGUUCAGCACAUGGAGGGUCUUCUCCCUAAGAAAUAUGGCGACGACGCGGUUGAGAUCCCCGGUGCCCGCGCCCUUCUUCAGGACUUGAUUGAUCGAAAGAAGCCGUGGGCCAUCGUUACUUCAGGUACCAAGCCGCUUGUUUCUGGGUGGCUAGACGUCCUCUCCCUCCCCCACCCGCAACACCUCAUCACCGCCGAAUCCGUGCUCAACGGCAAGCCCGAUCCCGCCUGCUACCUGCUAGGCCGCGACCGGCUCGAACUCUCUUACCCGGGCAACGCCGAGGUCCUGGUGCUGGAGGACGCACCCGCGGGAAUCCGCGCCGGGAAAGCGGCCGGGUGCAAGGUCGUUGGCUUGGUCACCAGUCACACGGUUGAGCAGGUGCUGGAGGCGGGACCGGAUUGGGUGGUGAGGGAUUUGAGGAGUGUUAGGUUUGUGCCUGUGCCGGAGGAGGGUAGUGAAGAAAGAAAGGUUACUUUGGAGAUUAGGGAUGCUUUGGUUUUGAAGAAUUAGAACUAGACUAGAGUUUGGGAACAUGGGUGGU
Messenger RNA from Neurospora tetraspora, 1090 nucleotides. RefSeq names its product HAD-like domain-containing protein. Bases 301 to 1059 code for a protein of 252 amino acids. The record is from RefSeq and is a predicted model, not a curated record. The transcript is spliced from 6 exons. Lineage: Eukaryota; Fungi; Ascomycota; Sordariomycetes; Sordariales; Sordariaceae. Gene Ontology annotation, molecular function: sugar-phosphatase activity; beta-phosphoglucomutase activity.